AUGGAGACUACAGCUGCUACAGAGAAGACCAAGAGAAGCAGGAAGUCGGUAAAGCGCGCAAAGACUGGAUGUAUAACCUGUAAGAUACGUCGGGUUAAGUGCGAUGAAGGAAAACCGACUUGCCACAGAUGCCAGAAAUUUGGAGUGAAGUGUGAUGGAUACGUUCGGCCUAGAAAAGCUCCGCCAAUGGUCAAAUCCACUCGGAAAGUGCUACUUCCCAAAUCAUCGAUCAAGAUCCUACUUCCAACAUUCGGAUUUGAAAACGAAUUUAAGGAAAAGACCGCUCUUGAAAUCGCUCCAUACUUCGACUCAGAAACAUGGCGGCGCCUUGUGUUACAGACUUGCCAAGUACCAGCAAUUCGUCAUGCAAUCAUUGCAAUUGGGGCGUUGGACAAAACAUAUAUGACCUCGCGGACCGAGAAUGACUCAAACCUAGAUCUCUCAGAGGAUCCAGAUUCCCCCAAUGUUCACCGAAGAAUCGCGCUUAACCAUUAUAUCAAAGCUAUACGAAGUAUGAGGGAGUCCGUGGAGCACGGCAAGCAGGAUUUGAGAACCACACUCAUCACUUGUCUGGUCAUCGCUUGUUUCGAGGCUUUCCACGGAAACCAUCCUCUUGCAAAUGCGCAGAUACUUACCGGCAUGAGUUUGAUCUAUGAAUGGAAGGCCACCUUCUCCAACGAAAUACCUAUGGGGUUCAAGUCUCCAAAACCAGACGUUGUUGAAGGUGAUCUGGUGCAGACAUUUGGGAGGCUUGAAGUUCAGACUUGUGAAUACGUAGGAAUGUAUAACAGGCCUACUGCUACCCUAGAACGGCAAGCAGCUUUGCGAGCUGCUGGCACGAAUGUGCUUCGUAAGUCGCAUAUUAUAUGCUAUUUUCCUUAG
Molecule: messenger RNA, 882 nt
Organism: Hyaloscypha bicolor E
Lineage: Eukaryota; Fungi; Ascomycota; Leotiomycetes; Helotiales; Hyaloscyphaceae
Exons: 3
Coding region: 1-882 (293 amino acids)
Biological process (GO): regulation of DNA-templated transcription
Molecular function (GO): zinc ion binding; DNA-binding transcription factor activity, RNA polymerase II-specific
Source: RefSeq, a predicted model, not a curated record